UGUGUUCGCGGGGCUGGGGUUGUCUCAGGUGAGGAGGUCGCGCCGGAAGUGGCUCUGGCCGAGGCGCCUCUAUGUUGUACGGAGCCUGCGCGGGGAUUUGUUGUUAAGGGGGCGCGGCACCACCCAGUUGUCUCCACUUCCCAUUGCAGCAGCCAUGGCGAAAGGCAGAGUUGCCGAACGAUCGCAGACUGGAGCACUCCAGACGACCCCAGUGGGGGACGGGAACGCGGGGACGCGGGGCCCUGCGGCGCCGGGGAGCAGAGACCAUGUAAAAGAAAAAGCCUGGGCAGAAGCUGGGUCAGCAAGAAUGUCACUCCUUAUAUUGGUGUCUAUUUUCUUAUCUGCAGCAUUUGUUAUGUUUUUGGUAUAUAAAAAUUUUCCUCAGCUUAGUGAAGAAGAAAGAGUGAAUAUGAAGGUUCCCAGAGAUAUGGAUGAUGCCAAGGCUCUAGGAAAAGUUUUAUCCAAAUAUAAGGACACCUUUUAUGUACAAGUACUUGUAGCUUAUUUUGCUACAUAUAUUUUGUAUCCUUUUAACUGA
This is a messenger RNA of Urocitellus parryii (Arctic ground squirrel), 538 nucleotides long. The record is from RefSeq and is a predicted model, not a curated record. NCBI's taxonomy places the organism in Eukaryota, Metazoa, Chordata, Mammalia, Rodentia, Sciuridae.